CUUCGCAGGGACACGUGAUCGCACCCUCCCCCUCUGUUUUCCUCCCAGCGUGUAGGUGCGAAAAGUCAAGGUUCAGGGUCAGGGUUCAGUCUUCGCCUUUGACCAGCGUACUGUACGUCCAUCUCCAAGUGAAGUGAUGGAAGUGGAGAAAAUAUGGCAGUGGCAGUCGACAACAUCAUGCGACGAACGGCACAAGAAACCGUUACUUCAGAUAUGGUCUGACCUUCUUGUGGGCGUUUUAAAAUGGUUUCAUCCGGGGGUAGGAAGAAGUACACGGGGUCAGACAGCUAGGGGUCACUUAUGCCCCCAGUUGUUACAUCGACAGAAGUACACAAACACUGCCGACUGUUAGGGCUAACAAUAAAACAUCUUUCUCACCCGACAAGUACUUGCUGUGAGGUCUGCGAAAGGUGAGGCGAAACGGUUUCUAUGUGAACAAACUGUCGUGGUUAGGACUGAUGAAUGAAUGUAUUUUCCAUGAAAUAAAUAAAGAAAAAGAAAAAUGAGAAGGAUGAACAGCAGAAAUGACACAACCAGACAGAUAACUGAAUUUAAAAACAGUUGAUGUUUAUUGCUUUCAUCUCUUUAUCUUUCUCUACUCAUUGGAGGGGAUAAUAAUAUUUAACAUUUUCAGUUCAUUCCCUCCUGAUGACUGACCUAAAGUACACGGCUGCAACAUAGUGCCCCCACGGUCUUUUCUUCUCUUAUCUAACCCGACAAUGAUGCCGGGUGGAGGCCAUCGGUGCUUGCGUCUUCUGAGUCGACAAAACUGAGAACUGGACGGGGAGAAGACUUGUACAAUCAAAAGGGUUAGGACCAGCUCAGCAUCCGUGGUUUUGUUUGUGUGUUCUCCCUUGUGAGAAGAGAGAGAGAGAGAACAAGAAAGGAGACAAAGUUAAACAACCCAAAUGACAGAAACAAUGGCAAUGGAAUUUUUAAACUUGGUUUUUAUUCCUCUCGCUUAUUUUUAUUUUAUUUUAUUUUUCAUUCCCACUGGUGACAGACAUACGGGUACCUGUGUUUGGGUACCUUUUGAACGAAGGCGAGUGGGCAUCAGUUCCCAUUCGCCAUCUGCAGAAGCGGGUUUUCUCUCCAGAUAUCUCCUAUCCCUCCAAAGUCUAGUAUUUUCCAAUAUCGCGUAUAUAUGCUAUAUUCUAGCUCGACUUUGGGUACAAGCCACCUGUCCAUUCGCGAUGAACUCGAGGUCGUGGCUACAGUCUGUCCAAUGAAAGAGAAUUAAAAAAGAAAAUCAACUGGGAAAUAAAAUGAUCAGGUCAAAGAUCAGCUGGGAAGCUGCAGGAGCGGAAAGUAACUAUAAACUGUGGCAUAUUUACGCAGUUACCUUAGCAACCACAGGUACGGAGGCAAGAAUCUAUAAAGACAAUAAAGAUCAGACGUUCAUAGGAAAACACCAACUGAAAGAAAUCAAACCAUUUUUUUUAAAUUCCGAAUUAAAAAUUUAGAAGAGAAAAAGAGAGUGUGUGAGAGAGACCCUUGAAUAAACAUCAUUAUCAGCCGUUAUGUGUGAGGGCUUACAGGAGGACCAAUGUACUCAAGGUUCAGUGCGAUGUACUUAUGAAGAUUUUGAAAAUUUAAACUGAUGUCACGCAACCCGAACCAUAAAUUGCAAGAAGAAGAUAAGCAGACAUCCUGACUGUCAGUUUCUGUGUUUGCUGUCACUUUGUCCUUUUACUGGACUCCACAAUUUACAUUGCAUUUAAUUGAUUGUCUUUCCUUCAGUUUCAUGUACCCUUAUAUAUAAUGUCUCAAGCUUUUUUUUUUUUUUUUUUAUAUAUAUUUUCUUGCUUCUCAGCUCUUUUCAUUUUUUUAUCUUUAUCUAUUUCUGUUUACAUGUUGAAACACACCCCUUGAUGACACAAAGUUUUUAUGAUUUAGCUAAGUGAAACAAUGAAAUUAAAUUGACAGCUUCAUUUUUAGAAGCUGUAUGACAAUUGCUUAGAGAUGUUAAGAUUGUGAGUAUAAUCUCUGGACAGUUGUAAUAUAUUAUGAUCGUGUAAAACAGUUUUUAUAAGUGUUUUUACCUUCAGCUCAGCUGCUUUGCUUCAGGCAAAUAUUAAAAACUCGUCUGUCCUGUUUCUUAUAUUUAAAUACGAAUUGUAAAACCAGCUUCGCCUUCUUCAGUAAUGUAUGAUGAGCUUUAUUUUUUUAAUUAAUUUUACAAACUUGCUCCAUUUUUUAGUUGCUGUUUGGCAUGAUGAUAUGAUCUUGGCCUUGGUGGAAAGAUGUGGUGUGGUCAGAUUAGCUCCAUUGUUUACACAGAACACAAGAUGCACAAAGCAUCAAUGGUUUUCUGGUCUGAUAUUACAAUUCUAAUGAAUUGUCAGAAGACGGUCACUUAUACAAAAUAAAAUUUACCAGAUUUUCAAGAUGAGAGAUCAGUAGACAUAAAUUACAAAUGCAGAUGCUUUGUAAUGCUUGACAUCAUAGUAAUGGUUUGUAAUGCAUCCUAUUAUUGGCAUGUGCCAUACAGGUGGACUACAAGAGUCAAUGAAUUCUUCUUUUAUUAUUUUUUUACCUUCUUCCUCCAUGACUUAUGAGCAAACUUUAAAACAUUCUAUCAAUCAAUCAAUCAAUCAAUCAAUCAAUCAAUCAAUCGAUCGAUCAAUCAAACCAAGAAGUUAGUACCAGUGGUAUGACCAUUUAUUUAUAACACACACACACUUGUGUACUCGAACUAAAGACAAGCCUCACGUGGGAACCGCCAAGUGUCAGUGGGUGAAGGAAGGAAAUUUGAUUUGCAUCGAUUCCCAGGAAGCGAGUUUGUUUUAAAGACACGACUUGCUGCUGGCUCCCGACAUUUUUUUCCAGCUGCUGCGGCAGACGGGCAAACACGGGCCCACGGGUCUUGAACCUGCACCCGACAACAUCUUGAAGGCGCCUCACUGAACUUGCUGCACGUAAGUCAUGCAAAUACCGAAGUGCAAGGCAGUUUAACAUAUUUUAGUACAACUCAGCACUGCAAAGUGCAAGAUGAUUUAAAAAAAAUUAAUAUAAUAUAGUACAAUGUACCUGAUCUGGUUUUUGUUGUGACGGCUUUAAGCAGCAGAAACCACCUGAACCUAAAAUGUGAAGAUUGGCCAACGCUUGGCUUUUGAUGGUGUUGGGUCCCGACAGUAGUUAAUUGUUGGUUUAAUAGUAACAAAUGUAGCCCCCUGGUCGGUCACUUUCGAUGUCGACAAUGUUAAACUUGAAUUAGGCUGUAGGUCCGUUACGCCUCGUAACAAAAUAUACACCUGUCGUAACAACUGUCAUAUUUGUAAACAAUUUGUUUAGAGGCACACAGUUUCGUAACUAACCAUUAAGUUCAUCCGUGUCACCCCUAUAAAGCGCCGUGGAAUGUGACUCAGACAUGAAAGAUAAACUUAAAGAACAGCUAAAAUAGAGCUUGAGACAUUUGAAAUGGAAGAAAGUGUCUUUUUAUGCGUGCAAUGGGAAAUGAUCGUUAAGAGUAGUUGUUCCCAACAUAAACUAUUAAGAUGAUCAAUUUUAAAGUCUGAGAAUAGUUCCGGAAUUUUUUCAGACUUAUCUGACUGCAUCAUGAGAGCAGCUACUUCCGUUUUACUGCCGCUGUUGACGUGCAUCUGCUGGGGACACACCUGGCUGUCUGCAGCAGCCGCCGCCAAUGUUCAGUUCGCCAUGUUCUCCAGGUGCCCGGAUGGCCAGGUGCACAACGGCACCACUCUGUUUACAGCCUGGGAAGUGUCCUUCCUCAAGUGUGCAUCGUCUUGCAGCCUGCACCCCGAGUGCAACUCACUCAACGUCUGUCCUACGGCGACGGAUGGGGUGGUGACGAGUGUUCAGUGUACCAUGCUCGUGGACAUCGCCGGUGAAGACUGCCAAGGGCUCAGGCCGGACACUCGAUCUUCAGAAGAACAUUGCUUUUACUUGGAGAGGAAUGACCGUCGGUGCCAGAAUGGAGGUACUCGGUGUGGCAGCAGAUGUCUUUGUGUGGCUGGGUACGCUGGGGACCGUUGUGACCGAUACAUCAUAGACUGUCAGGAGGCGGUAGAGUACGCGGCUAGUCGCCCUCAAGAUGGCGUAUUUCUCGUUCAGCCGGUGGGCGCUCCUCGAGCCUACCACGUGAUGUGCGAGUUCUGGUACAACCUCACGAUCGUCCUUGCUCGCGACCCUCCCUGUGUUGAUUUUAGCCGAGGGUGGGGCGAGUACAAGACAGGCUUCGGGCUGGACGACAAGAAGUGUAACGGUCAGAUCGAGUUCUUCAGCGGCCUUGACCUCCUGGCUUACAUGACGUCACAAAGGUCGUAUCAGCUGCACGCGCUGCACGAGUACAACCAGUACAACAGCACCGCCAGCGCCUACUACAACGGCUUCCGGAUCAGCGGAGAGGCCGGCAGCUACGCUCUGACCUACGACAGCUUCACCAGCAGGUCAGGGGUCGACGCCAACAACGGGUUCGGAACGGGAACCGUGCGCUUCUACACGUCGGACCACGAGGCCCCGGACAGUUGCGCAAGUGCGAGAGGGCAGCCUGGCUGGUACGGGGCAGAGUGCAAAGGUUACAGCCCCUUUGCUAGCAGCCCCACCUGGACCGUGCCCGCUGGUGACGUCACCAUAAACAAGAUUAAAUAUUACAUGAUGCGCCUAUAGCCGAAUACCAGGAAUUGUUUUAAAGAUAUAAUGGUUUGCAAUUUUUUUUUUAAUAACGGCUGGGUAAAAUUCUGGACAAGAUAAUAUUGCCCCAGAUCUGACUGAACAAUAUGCAGGUCCUUUAUUUUCGUUCCGGAGAAAACACUCUGAAAUAUUACUUACCAUGCACAGACAGAGGUCAAAUCUGUGACCUCACGUUUGUAACAAAUGUUUCUAAUUAGUAUCUGGUUCCAGCUCUCGCACUGAGUUCGAGUUGACGACAUAAACUUAUACACGUACAAUCAUGAUGUUCGUGCGUGUGUGUUGUCGACAUUUUUCUGUGUAUGAUUAUGUAUGUAAAUAUUCUAAGAAAUAUUGCCUUGCACUAAGCUUCGACUCCUCCUCUCCCCCCUUUAAAAAAUGCACGC
Messenger RNA from Pomacea canaliculata, 5036 nucleotides. Its product is annotated as fibrinogen-like protein 1. Lineage: Eukaryota; Metazoa; Mollusca; Gastropoda; Architaenioglossa; Ampullariidae. The coding region runs from base 3559 to 4629 and encodes 356 amino acids. The record is from RefSeq and is a predicted model, not a curated record. The transcript is spliced from 4 exons.